CACGGCAGCCUGCAGCUGCUCUGACCAGGGCCAGCCCGACGUUGGGAGGAAGCAAAAGGAACGGAGGAGGAGAGAAGAGGGGGAUGACUGUGCCGGGAGUUCUUUAGCCUUUUUCUGUCUCUCAGUCUCUGUCACAACAGGACUAAUCAGCGACCGACUAGCCCUUGGCAAAGUCACAGUGAGGGAGGUCUCUCCACCAAACAGGCGACCAGCCGACGAGCCAACACAUGUAUCAGGAGCCGACAGAACUGGGGACUCUUUUUUUCAGUUGGUCACUUCUUCUCUCCUCCUCUGUCGUGUUUCUCUGCGAUAUGGAUCAUUGUGAUUUUUCCACAGCAGAGCUGCAUGUUGGAGUCUGCAGCCUGGCAGGGGGGCAGUUAGUAGGGGCAGAAGGGAUUCAGGCACCUGCCAAGCCUUCAUGGCCUUACCUCUGCCUGUGAGUGCUUUUCAUGCUGCUUUCAGUCUUUAAUACCAGGAGCCAUUUUGUACCCGUGGCUAAUAGAGGGCCACAUCACUUUUUCAGAGAAGGAAAAGAAGAAACCAUGAAUCUGGUGUCAUUCCAUCGAAGGAAAUUAUAAAUGAACAUGUUGCAUGACUAUUGCUUUUAACAUUUGGAAAAAGGCAAAAAGGACCACUUCCAAACUAAUGAGCGUCUCCCUGCACUGUCGAUGGAACUUGGGAGCCUUGAGUUGCUCCAGCCAGGCUAGGGUGGUCUGUCCUCUGGUUUGUGCCGUCUCCCCCCACCAUGCAGAAUAAUGAGCCCUCCACACCAUGAGUCCUUUGGGCCAGGUUAGAGUGCAGCCUACCUGGAAAGCAGCCCUGCUCGCCGUGCUCUCUCUGCUUCCUGCUCUCAGUAUGUGCCAGUCCACAGGCCCUGCGUUGGGCUCGGCUAACCCACAGAACUGUCCAGGUGUGUGCUCCUGCACUAAUCAGCUCAGCAAGGUGGUGUGCACCCGCCGAGGCCUGGUUAGGGUUCCUCCGAACAUCCCACCCAACACCAGGUACCUUAACCUGAUGGAAAACAGCAUCGAGACCAUACAGGCAGACACCUUCAGGCACCUGCAUCACCUGGAGGUGCUGCAGUUGGGCAGAAAUGCUAUCAGACGGAUUGAAGUUGGGGCCUUCAGUGGAUUGACCAGCCUCAAUACCCUGGAGCUGUUCGACAACAGACUGACAGUCAUACCCAGCGGAGCUUUUGAGUACCUGUCAAAGUUGAGAGAGCUGUGGCUUAGAAACAAUCCCAUUGAGAGCAUCCCCUCUUAUGCCUUCAACCGUGUACCCUCCCUCAUGAGACUGGACUUGGGAGAACUGAGAAAGUUGGAGUACAUCUCUGAUGGAGCAUUUGAGGGCCUUCAGAACCUCAAGUAUCUCAACUUGGGGAUGUGCAACCUGAGGGAGUUUCCUAAUCUUUUACCACUGUUGGGGUUGGAGGAGCUGGAAAUAUCAGAGAAUUUUUUCCCUGAACUGAAGCCCGGGGCCUUCCUUGGGCUUAAACAUCUACGUAAAUUGUGGAUUAUGAACUCUGCCAUCACUACUAUUGAGAGAAAUGCAUUUGAUGACAUUACAGACUUGGUUGAGCUGAAUUUAGCCCAUAAUAACCUUUCGUCCCUCCCCCAUAACCUCUUCACACCUUUACAGUACCUGGUGGAGCUCCACCUGCACCACAACCCAUGGCGAUGUGACUGUGAUGUAGUGUGGCUCUCCUGGUGGCUCAGAGAAUACAUUCCCACAAACUCCACCUGUUGUGGACGUUGCCACACCCCGGUCCACAUGAGGGGACGAUACCUGGUGGAAGUUGAUCAGACCACCUUUCAGUGUUCAGCACCAUUCAUACUUGAUGCUCCUAGAGACCUGAACAUCUCGGCAGCGAGGGUGGCCGAACUGAAGUGUCGCACAGCUUCCAUGAGCUCAGUCCGAUGGCUUCUGCCAAAUGGGACUGUAUUGAGCCAUGGCUCAGCUCACCCACGGAUAUCUGUCCUUAACGACGGAACACUGAACUUCUCCAACGUUCUCCCUUCAGACACAGGCGUGUACACCUGCAUGGUGAGCAACAUGGCAGGAAACUCCAAUGCCUCAGCAUACCUAAACGUCAGCAAUGCUGAACUCAACACAUCUAAUCUGUCGUAUUUUACCACCGUGACGGUGGAAGUUUUGGAGCCCACAGUGGAGGAGACCCCAAAACCUAAACCUACUAUCCCUGCCUCGCCCUCUGGCUUUCAGCCUGUCUUCAUCUCUACACCUACUGUGCUGUUCCAAAACACUCCAACUCCAAGGCAGGUGUCAAUCGUAACUCCCAGAGUCCCUAGUAGGCCAGCCGCCAGCUUGGAUGAGGUGAUGAAAACCACAAAAAUCAUCAUUGGCUGCUUUGUUGCUGUUACCUUACUGGCAGCCGCCAUGUUGAUAGCAUUCUAUAAGUUGCGUAAGCGGCAUCAACAGAGGAGCACGGUGGCAGCAGCAAGGACCAUAGAAAUCAUACAGAUGGAGGAGGAAGUUCCUCCUGUUCCGCCCCCCACAUCCGGAUCUAGUGGCUCUGAUGACACAGUGUUGGUACUGCCUACGUUAGUGGAACACAACAGCAACACCUUUAAGCCUGGGUAUGUGUCCUCCUCCUCAUCAGCCCGCCAAGGGGGCUACGGAGCCCACUGGACCCAGAACAACUCUCUUCAUCGCUCAGUCAGACAGCAUCACAGCCACAUCAGCACCAUUGCUGAUCCCUACGUCAUUAAGACUACUCACGGCAAGGAGAAGGUUCAGGAGACCCAAAUCUGAGUAAUGCUCCCUCUGGAUUUAUCUCUGACUCUGCCCCAACCUCUCCUCGCCACCUGUCUGCUCAUCAGUCCAUGCAAUAGAAUGCACAAAGAACAAAACGGUAACUUUCUUUUGUACAGAAGUGCAAAACAGAGACAGUUUUUGGUUUCUUGUACAUGCCUAUACAUAAGUAUAUAAAUAUGAAAAAAAUACAAAUAUAUAUAAAUGAACUACCGUCAGGCAGUGGUAAGACAUUAUAUUAGAAAAGAAAGUCAUUUGAAACUAUUUUCUAAUAACUGGUGAAUUCUAUUUAAAAGACAAAGAUACUUAAUUUCUUUUGUGAUUGAUAAUAGAGGAUGGUACUCUAGGAAAAGAGGCAUUUUGUUUGUUUUUUGACCAUAUUUAGACUGCAGAAGAAAAACUCUUCAUAAAGGCACCAGUUUUUAAAUACAGCCCCAAAUAUAAGCUCCAGUUUUACUGUGCCAAAUAUUAUAUGCAAUAAAAUGGUAUUUCCAGACUUAGGAAACUAAAAAGACACACAAGAAAAA
Messenger RNA from Notothenia coriiceps (black rockcod), 3296 nucleotides. It is a transcript of the gene lrrc4.2, whose product is annotated as leucine rich repeat containing 4.2. The coding region runs from base 772 to 2769 and encodes 665 amino acids. The transcript is spliced from 2 exons. Lineage: Eukaryota; Metazoa; Chordata; Actinopteri; Perciformes; Nototheniidae. Gene Ontology annotation, cellular component: glutamatergic synapse; plasma membrane; postsynaptic density membrane. The record is from RefSeq and is a predicted model, not a curated record. Gene Ontology annotation, molecular function: protein binding. Gene Ontology annotation, biological process: synaptic membrane adhesion; modulation of chemical synaptic transmission; postsynaptic density protein 95 clustering.